AUGGCGCGAAAAGACAGAAUAAUGCAGGACUUACUUGAUGGUUUGGACAACUUUACAGCUCUUAAGUACGGAACUUACAAAUUGGUUGUCAAUUUUCAACUUCAACCAUUCUACCGACCACUCAUUACAUUUCCCUGGCCGUCCCAAGCUUGCCAUAGAGCCUGUCAAAUCUGCUCCUCGUCAGCAAUGUCUGACACCGCUCAGAAGUCACGCACUUGCCCACAGAACGCAAACAAGCAUCCAGGCUUGCCUGACCUGCCAGCAAAAGGACGUCAGCGACGGACUGAGGCCCAGAUAGCAGAGGACAACCAGAUUCUCAAGGAAUCACGCGAAGUUCAAGAGCAGGCCGCGCUUGAGGGGCUGCAAUGGCUUGCAGCCAUGCAGAAAGAAAUGGAAAAGGCGGAGGAACUCACCAUCGUGAACAAGCCGAAGCCAGUGAAACCUCGCGCCCGCCCUGUCGUGAAGCGAACGGCGCCUGAUAAGAAGCUCCUGACAACAGGAAACGCUGACCUGCACCAAACCGGUUCGGUGCAUGGAUGA
Molecule: messenger RNA, 540 nt
Organism: Suillus discolor
Lineage: Eukaryota; Fungi; Basidiomycota; Agaricomycetes; Boletales; Suillaceae
Exons: 2
Coding region: 1-540 (179 amino acids)
Source: RefSeq, a predicted model, not a curated record